AUGAUGGCACGCACGAAAUGGCUCGCUCCGGUCGUGGCAGCGAUGGACCUCAUCGCCUCUGCUCAAGCCGCUCAUGUUCAUUACACUUUAGAUCUCACCUGGAAAAAGGGAUCUCCCAAUGGACAUGAACGGGAAAUGAUUUUCGUCAAUGAUCAGUUUCCUGGGCCGUCACUGAUCAUGGAUGAAGGGGAUGAAGUAUCUAUCGAAAUCAAAAACCACCUACCUUUCAACACAUCUGUUCAUUUCCAUGGCAUUGAGCAGAAGAACACACCAUGGGCUGAUGGCGUAUCCGGUCUCUCUCAAUGGGCCGUGCUCCCUGGCGCAAGCUAUACUUACAAUUGGAACGCCACUCAAUAUGGAACAUACUGGUAUCAUUCGCACGACAAGUCAAGGAUUAUGGAUGGCUUGUAUGGCGCAAUAUAUAUCCGGCCUUCCCCCAAUAGCGAUUCGCCAUUUUCAAUGAUUUCAAAUGACCCGGAAGAUAUUCAGGCCAUGGAAAAUGCGAGGGAUCAUCCGCAGCUAGUGGUCCUUUCGGAUUGGGACCAUCUGACCUCAGAUGCCUAUAUGCAGGCCGAAAAGGAGUCUGGCUAUGAUAUUUUUUGCUCUGACAGCGUUCUUAUCAACGGCCAAGGUUCGGUCAUCUGCAAAGACCCAGAAGAGUUGACCAAUUUGCAACCGCCACAGAUCAGAGCAGUCGUCAACGGCACGCUCACCGACAAAGGAUGCGAUCCAAAUCUCCUUGUUCUGCAAGGCGAUUGGGAGCACCAUCCCGAGGCCCUGCCCGGCGGCCUCAACUCUGGGUGUGUCCCCAGCGAAGCCCCACCGUCCGUUUUUGAAGUCGACUCAAACGCAAAGUGGGCCAGUUUCAACUUCAUCAGUGCUGCUGCCCUGAAAGCCUUUUGGGUAUCGAUCGAUGAGCACCCGAUGUACGUAUACGAAGUGGACGGCCGAUAUAUCGAGCCGCAACUGGCUCACACCAUGCCACUUUAUAAUGGACAACGAUACUCCGUCAUGGUCAAGCUUGAUCAAGAUCCCGCGAACUACCAGAUGCGCGUAGCUGGCAACGGAAAUCAAGUAAUUUCCGGCUUUGCAACGAUCUCCUACAAAGGGGGUGAGGACAGCCAGCACGAAUCAGUGCCGUACAUCAACUAUGGCGGCAUCAACACUACAGAUUCAGUGAUAGUGCUCAACGACACAAACCUUCCUCCAUACCCGGAGAUUCAGCCCGCUACCUAUGCCGAUGAUUUCCAUCUUCUGAGUCUUGGACGGAUCAAUUCGUCUUGGGAAUGGACCUUGGAUGGAUCCACUUUCCUUCCCGCGAAUCUUGGUUCAAUGGAGCCAGCUCUUAUCAAUCCCAAGUCCUCAGAUCUUGAUUCUUCACUCAAGAUUGAGACGAAGAAUAAUACAUGGGUCGAUAUCGUAUUUCAACUAGUUAUUCCACCGCCGACUCUACUCCAACCUCCUCACCCGAUUCAUAAGCAUUCGAAUAAAGCAUUCCUGAUUGGAUCGAGCCAAGGGAAUUUCACCUGGAACUCUAUCGAAGAUGCUGUCCGUGAUUCACCGGGGAGCUUCUUCGAUACUCCGGUAUACAGGGAUACAUUUACUACUUCCCCGGCUGGUGCAGCGUGGAUUGCGAUUCGUUAUCAUGUCGAAAAUCCAGGUGCUUUCUUGCUGCAUUGCCACAUGGAAACACAUCUGGCUUCGGGAAUGGGCGUGGUAUUGCUAGAUGGAAUGGAUGUUUGGCCAGAUGUUCAAUCGCCAAGACGCUCACAUUUGGGACAAUAA
This is a messenger RNA of Penicillium longicatenatum, 1785 nucleotides long. RefSeq names its product laccase abr2 (gene abr2). The transcript has 6 exons. Gene Ontology annotation, molecular function: copper ion binding; oxidoreductase activity. Lineage: Eukaryota; Fungi; Ascomycota; Eurotiomycetes; Eurotiales; Aspergillaceae. The coding region runs from base 1 to 1785 and encodes 594 amino acids. The record is from RefSeq and is a predicted model, not a curated record.